Molecule: messenger RNA, 438 nt
Organism: Raphanus sativus (radish)
Lineage: Eukaryota; Viridiplantae; Streptophyta; Magnoliopsida; Brassicales; Brassicaceae
Product: cytochrome b-c1 complex subunit 8-1, mitochondrial
Exons: 2
Coding region: 69-287 (72 amino acids)
Biological process (GO): mitochondrial electron transport, ubiquinol to cytochrome c
Source: RefSeq, a predicted model, not a curated record
GUGCGCUGCGCUUCGUUGAGAUUUGUUUAAUUUUUAGGUCAGUUCAGGUGUUGUGGGAAGAGAAGAGGAUGGGGAAGCAGCCGGUGAAGUUGAAGGCGGUGGUAUACGCGCUAUCGCCGUUUCAGCAGAAGAUAAUGACGGGACUCUGGAAGGAUCUCCCGGAGAAGAUCCACCACAAGGUCUCGGAGAACUGGAUCAGCGCCACUCUCCUCCUCACUCCUGUCCUCGGUACCUACUGGUAUGCUCAGCACUUUCAGGAACAGGAGAAACUCGAGCACAGGUUCUAAGCCAAUCAAGUUUGGAAGCCAGUUUUCUUUAUAGAAUCUUCCGAGUCAGUGAUUUUUCUGAAACUCUUUAUUGCCAAAAUAAAUUUUUGAUCAAUGACAAUCACUGUUGGUGUGCAUCUUUCUUGAUAUGAUAUGGAAUCGUAUUCUCUAA